Cynocephalus volans (Philippine flying lemur) is the source of this 4888-nucleotide messenger RNA. It is a transcript of the gene LYSMD4, whose product is annotated as LysM domain containing 4. Bases 156 to 1085 code for a protein of 309 amino acids. The record is from RefSeq and is a predicted model, not a curated record. Lineage: Eukaryota; Metazoa; Chordata; Mammalia; Dermoptera; Cynocephalidae. The transcript is spliced from 3 exons.
GCCUGGCCUCGCUUGUCAGCUUGGGGGCGGGCCGCUACUCCCCGGUGUCCUAGGAGGCCCUUCUGCUGCUGGAGGGGAGGAGACCGCGAUUGUCGAGGGCUGGCCGGAGGUUGGGGGGGUUGGAGGUCAGAGGUCGGAGAUCGUGCCUUUGUGGAAUGUCGGGGCCCCACCCGUUUAACUCAGUUAAGAAAAUGAGGCAGAUGGAAGUGCUAACCAAGACUUUCCAAGGCCCAGCUGUUGUCUGUAGGACUCCGACCAGCCACGUUUACAUGUUUAAGAAUAGCAGUGGGGACUCAGGGGACUCCUCUGAGGAAGAGUCACACCGUGUACUUCUGCGGCCCCGGGGCAAAAAGCGCCAGAAGAACGGUACCCACCACCCUCCCCAGCCAGGAGCAGGCGACGUGGUGCUGCUGCAGCGGGAGCUGGCCCAGGGGGACAGCCUCAACAAGCUGGCUCUUCAGUAUGGCUGCAAAGUCGCAGAUAUCAAGAAAGUCAACAACUUCAUCAGAGAACAAGACUUAUAUGCUUUGAAAUCUAUUAAGAUUCCAGUGAAAAACCAUGGGAUCCUAACAGAGACCCACGAAGAACUAAAACCCCUCCCAAGCCCAUCCUCAGAGACCAGAGUGACCUUCGUGGAACUGCCAGACCCAGACAGAGCAGCAGCAGGCACCGAUGCCCAGGCCAGCCAGCUGACAGAUUUCUUUAAGGGGAUUGACCAGAACAUUGAGCGUGCAGUGCAGUCAGAAAUCUUUCUAAGUGAAAGUUACUGUGUAGAGACCUAUGACCAGCCGCUGCUCCCAGCUCCCCCGAAGACACCCACCAAUGGUGCAGACUGUGGAAUUCAGUGGUGGAAUGCUGUUUUUAUCAUGCUUCUCAUUGGGAUUGUUUUGCCAGUGUUUUAUUUGGUCUAUUUUAAAAUACAGGCUACUGGUGAGACCCCUAAUAGCUUGAACACAACCGCAGUCCCCAAUGGCUCGAUGGCACUGGGUGCAGUUCCAUGGCAAGCCCCCAAAUUAGCAGUUCCAGUGCCAGCCAUCACCUCUUCCAACAGUCAGUUCAGUCAGACCACCCAGGCAGGUAACUAAGCUGUUGUUUUUAAAGAAUCAGCCCAGCUUCAGCAGUUGAAUCUUGAUGGGCAUUUGCUGUUAUAGGACAUAUCCUAGGGGUGCUGCAUUUUGUCUCCUGGGACGUCUGGAUGCAUUUCACAAGUCACCAUGGUGUUCUUGAUCACACUGACCCUGGGGAAUGGCCUCGCAGAAUCCAAGGCUGCAGGAUCCAAAACACCAGAUCCCUCAGCCUCCUAUAUCCAGAGAGGUGCAGCAAGAGAGACAUUGACAUGUGACAGGUAGCUGUUUCUUAAAGGCAUUUAGGGGACUGGCUGUGAGCGUUUUCACAGUAGCACUAUGUGGGCCUCCAAGUUGGUUGUGCUCGGAGGGAUAGGAAUGGCCUCAGCCAGGGACCUGCAAUGUGGGAGUCCUGGGGGGUUGGGUUGGAUGACUGUUACAGUGUCCCCACUUGCUGUAGAGAGCGGACAGUCUCUGAGAAGUGUUAUUUGUCUCCCCAGCAAAGGUGCUAUGGAAUAGUCUUGGUACGUCACCUGUUUUAGAGUGACAAAUUACAACAAGCCCUACUUCAUAUUUGCCUCGUCAGUUAGCCUUUUGGAGGCAAUGCUGCUUCUAGAAUUGAAAAAACCCAAAUCCAUACUGCUGUGCUCCUACUUUUACAGCUACUUAGUCUGACCCACAGGCAUGUCUUAAGCUGACAUGUGAAGCUGUAGCCCAGUUUCGCGUGAGGAUUGCGUGAGGAUCGUGUGAGGAGCAUCAGUGUAGUCAUGGUUGCCUGGAUCCUCCAGGUCAGCAUUCUUGGGAGGAGUGCUUGCUGGCCAGCAUCUGAAGAGAAGCAUCUGGAGACAAGGCAACAAUGGUGCUGUGGAUGGGGCAGGGCCAGGACCCUGCUGCAGCCUGGGAGUCAGUCUGCUGGCUCACAGCAGGGGAGGGGCAGCGGUGGCUGGCAGCUCAGCCUCUGAGAGUUCUGCAGAGAGGGAGGAAACAUGCUGCACAGUGCUGAGCUUCGGGGAUGGUUGAUACACUUGAUACCUUAGGCCUAGAGAUAAAUGUAAAAGAUCUCAUCAUGUGAGAGGAGGGGAGGGUGGCAGAAGAGUACUUGAGAUAGGCUUCCAACUUUAUUCCUCUUAAUUGCGUGAAAAAUGUGUUGCCCAGGAUUCAAUUAGCAUAUUUAAAUUAUCUUCAAAAUUCAGUAUUUUCUUAAAAGCCAAAAUUAUUUUUGGGAUAAAAUGAUGUUGUGAACCUUUGCUACAGGAAGUGUUUUGAUCACAUAAAUGCUUUUUCAGCCCCAUGUUUGUGCUCACUGUGCUGCUGAGGGCCACAGAGUUUGCUAAGACUUGUCACCACCAUUCACUUCACCAGGAGCGCUCUGAGUCCUGUGGGAAAAUCACUUUUGCCAGGCAAAGAAUGAAUGUCUGUAUCCUUUUCCGAAAUGGAAUAAAAUCAUUUCUUCUGUGAAGGAUAAUUGAUUUUCCCCUUUUUAGUUUGAAGAUUGACAAUUCAGAAUUAAAAGAUGUGGUAAAUGUUGGAAAACAUGGAGGUGUCCUUGUGCAGGGUGACAGGGUGAGGCCUGUGCCUCCCUGCUGGGGCCGGGCCCAGCAGCCCAGGGCCUGUGCUGGGACUGAGGUCACGUGGGUGGUUGAGGAACAGAAAGUGGUAACUACCACAUUCUGGCUGAUUGGUCUGUGUAAAUGCUUUAAAAUUGUUUUGUUAUAUAUAUGUAAGAAAUACCUUGAAGCUUAUUCUCUAUGUUACUACAUUUUCCAUGUCUUUGGGGAGUUAAUGUUUAAAAGAAAUAAUUGGACUUGUUAGAUAGUCUAAUCUUUUUGGUUGAACUAGAGUGCUUAAUGUCGAAGCCUAAGGAAUCUCCAUUGUCGGGCAAAUGAUGCUCUGAAUUUACUCUGGGGAGACUAGGCUGCAGGGACUAAGCAGGUGCUUUAGGGUCACGCAGAGCAGCAGGGGUCCAGCAGAGGUGAGGAAGGUGAGGCAGGGCCUGGGAACGUGGAGGGGAAGGGUGGGAGGAGGCAUGCUGAGAGCCAUGGAAUUGAGAGGAGUCACUUGGGAUGGUAGGGACAGGAGGCUGAGCUGGGUUGUGGGACUCAUGAAGAUUUCUCUUUAGGAAAGACUGGGCUGCAGUCCUAGGAGCAAAGACAAUCAUCACAUAACCUAUGGUGCUCACUGGAUGCCAUAUCAUGCCGUAAGAGCUUUGAACACUAAACCAUUUUAUCCUCGCAACCUCCUCACGUGGUAGGCACUUAUUAUCCCAGUUCUGCAGAUGGAAAAACUAAGCUAAGACCACAUAGUUGGUUAAUGGGGGUGCUGCAGUAGCCCAGGCUGACAGGUGGGGAGCCUGUGCUCUUAAUCCCUUUGGUAUGAGCCUUGCUGCUCUGUCACCUGCCUGACAGUCCACUGUGGGCCUGGGGGAGGGUGCUGAUGGACUGGACCAGGUCAGAACAUGGGGACUGCUCAGGCUUCUCUGGCUACACUGCACAGGUCGUUAUGGCCUCCCAAGCCAGGGCUUCAGGCGGGGCUUCUUUCAACAAUGAAAAAUUAAAAUUUCUACUGACCCACCUGGAGCACUGGGCCUUACAGUGAUGAGAAAAGGCAGACCUAUUGCCUGAAUCCCAACGAGAACUGUAGAAUCAGCAUUUAUCUGCCCCCUUUCUUGGUAGUGAAAAAUCAAUCAGAUUUAGCCCUUGAGGCAGUGGGCCAGGUUCUUUGUGAGAAGUAAACCUGGGUUGUACCAGUUAAGGAGCCUCCCUUAGCUGCUUCUUUCCUACUGCUUAACGCCUUGGGACAGGGUUCCUCCAGGCUUUAUUUCUGGACAGGAGGGACAAAGCCAGACCAAGUAGGGGCAUGCGGUGAUGAGAGUAUGGACAGCAUCCAUUUUUGCCUGUUCUCCAAGAGCCAGCUGGGUACAGUGCAACUGCUGAGAGAGGUGAGGCCAGGCUCCCUACCUCCUGCACAGCCAGUCAGGCCCCAGUGCCCCAGAAGGACCAGCAUGGUGGUGAUGUGCAGCUCCAACCUCUGACCUGUACCUCUUCCCAUCCCUGCUCAAAUUACAGGUGCCCCACGAGACUGCCACAUCUGCACAUGAUGGUGGUGGGGUCUUUAUCAACUCAGGGGAGACUCCCAGAUCUUCAGAAAAUAUUGGGUUAUCUUAAAUUACCAUUUCACUACCCUUAAUAAGGAAUAUGUGCUACUUUUCAUCCAUCCAUCCAUCCAUCCAUCAAUAAACCUUCCAGAACACCAAUUAUAUGCCAAGAGUAGAUGUGAUAAGAAGAUGUGGCCCCUGCCCUCGGGGUGCUUAUAACCUAGUGGGAAAGAUAAGACCCAUGAGAGUACUGAUAUGGUGGAAAAUGCUGGGUCCCGUGAAAGGGAGAUGGGUAAGAUGACAAGUGGUUCAUAAAGCAGAAAGGUAUUCUAGAGGAGGUGACAUUUCCUUAGUUGACACCUGAAAGGAGGGUGGGAUUUAGUAAUGUGACUGUAGCAUAAUUGACUCCAUCUUGGGUCCUUAGUACUUGUUAUGUCUUUGUGAGAGCUUUGCCAUGAAGUUAUACCGUGACUAGGGGAAAGGUAGUUAAGACCAUAGAUAGGGACAACCUGCUGACUGUAAAGAAGGAAGCAUUAAGUACCAGUGUGGCAAUAAGCAGGCCUGGUCACCUGCAUCAAUAUUUGGAGCUGGUUAUGUUAAGCUUGUUUACAAGAUGCUUGUAUAAACCUGAGCUCAGCCUCGAGAUAGCAUGGAGAGAAGCUUGGUAUGUGCUUUUCGGUUGCCAUCUGCCUGGCCCAUUACUCUGUAAGUUGCCCUGUAAUAAAAUUCU